GUCCCCACACGUGCGAGCCGCAGGAUGUUUUUUUUUGGGUUCACCUGUUCUUACCAUAAUCAUGAGAAGUAGAAUCAAAAGCAAGAACAGAGUUUGGAUUCUAAGAUUGUUUGUUUGAGUUAAACACGACAAACUCAUCAUAUACGUGUGCAUUACAUUUCUUCCCUCUUUCUCCUCCUCUUCUUCUCUAUCUUCCCUCUCUCCGUUUUUUACUUGGAUUCCUCGGCUUUUUAGAUUCCGUUUCAGGUUUUUCCCAAUUCCAAAGACUCAUCAUCGUCAUCAUCCCUUUAUAGCUUCGAGGCUAAACCAAUGUACACACUGUGUUAAAGUGCUGCAGAUUCACUUGGGAGACUCGAGAGCUAUGUCUUCAUCUUCUCGUGUUCUUCCCACUCCCCUAGAAAACAAGUAUAUGAAACCCCCAGAUUCUUGUCAUCUUUCACCUGCUAGUGCAAAUCCUGUCUCAUCAAAUGCAAUCAGAAGUGCUGGCAAGAUGAUCUCAUCACCCUCUGAAUACCCUGAUGGCAUUGGCACCCCUUUUUCCUAUGCUUCACAGCAUGAUAGGCAAAAUGAAGAUCUCCCCUUUGUUUCUCAGACAUUGGAUGACAAUGUGUCUUCCGAAAUACACUCAACAACAUUCAUUUCUCACCCUCAUGAGAGCACAGAUAUCACCUGGGGACCAGAUCCAUUUCAAGAUAUUCUUAGCUUUCCCGAGAAUAUUUCUGCCCAGCAUGAUCAGGUUGUAGACAGUUCCUGUUACAUAAAUGAUGAUAAUGUCAAAAGAACCGAUUUUGGGGAGUGGGUUGAUCAGUUAAUGUCAAUUGAUGAUUCUCUUCACCCCAACUGGAGUCAGCUUCUUGGUGAUGACAAUGUUGCAGAACCAAAGCCAAAGGUUCCUCAGUUGCUGGAUAUACCAUCUGGAGAAGUUAAUGGCAAUUCAGGAGCAACCACACCACAGACUAAGACUAGAAUGCGUUGGACUCCAGAACUUCACGAGGCCUUUGUGGAAGCAGUAAAUCAGCUUGGUGGUAGUGAGAAGGCUACUCCAAAGGGUGUGUUGAAUCUGAUGAAAGUUGAUGGCCUUACCAUCUAUCAUGUAAAAAGCCACUUGCAGAAGUAUAGAACUGCCAGAUACAAACCAGAGCCAUCAGAAGGAACAUCAGAGAAAAAGACGACUCCAAUAGAAGAAAUGAAAUCUCUAGACUUAAAAACGAGUAAAGGGAUCACUGAAGCAUUACGAUUGCAGAUGGAUCUCCAGAAGCGACUUCACGAGCAACUCGAGAUCCAAAGAAAGUUGCAGAUUCAAAUCGAAGACCAAGGGAAACGUCUUCAGAUGAUGUUUGAGAAACAAAGAGAGAUGGGUGACAAGAAGGUUAAUGGCUCCUCCGGAGAGGCCGCCGCUGCCACCACCGCCACCGCUACCCCUUCUUCUCCUCCGGUAGAAACCUCAAAUGAGGAACGUGAGAAAGUCAUGCAUGAAGAGAAGAACGGAAGCACAAAGCAAAAAGUAAGUGAAGGUGAAGAAGUGAUGAAUGAAGGUGAAGAAGUGAAGAAUGAAAAUGAAGAUGAAGAUGAAGUUGGUCCAGCUACAAAACGGGUGAAAAGUUCAUAACAGUUGGAUUGUUUAACGGUUGUAGGAUAAUCUUUGGGAUGUAAUUCAUUGCCUAGAAUUGUUAAAUAUUCUUGGACUUGUUUGGACUCCAUGGAAGUUGUAGAAAUAUUAUUGGAUGUUUCAAAGUGCUUAUCGUCUUCUUUUUCCUUCUAAAA
This is a messenger RNA of Vigna unguiculata (cowpea), 1764 nucleotides long. RefSeq names its product protein PHR1-LIKE 1-like. Lineage: Eukaryota; Viridiplantae; Streptophyta; Magnoliopsida; Fabales; Fabaceae. Gene Ontology annotation, molecular function: DNA-binding transcription factor activity; DNA binding. The record is from RefSeq and is a predicted model, not a curated record.